Molecule: messenger RNA, 183 nt
Organism: Clunio marinus
Lineage: Eukaryota; Metazoa; Arthropoda; Insecta; Diptera; Chironomidae
Source: the annotation of a GenBank genome assembly
AUGUUGUGUGUCAGUCAACACAACAAUGUGAAUUGGGUUGUGACAACAGUGAUAAUGAAUGAAGUGCGGCAAUUUACGAUGUUAGAUGAAACGGAAAGCUUUUUAACAUCGAGAAUAUUUAUGAGAAAUGUUUAUGGAAAUUGGCUUUUAGAACUCGUCUUCAGGGAAUUUCCUCGAUGGUAA